Molecule: messenger RNA, 1932 nt
Organism: Camelina sativa (false flax)
Lineage: Eukaryota; Viridiplantae; Streptophyta; Magnoliopsida; Brassicales; Brassicaceae
Source: RefSeq, a predicted model, not a curated record
AUGGAGAAAUUGGCCCUAGCAGUGGUCACUUCGGCAAGAAAGCUUCGGCCUUACUUCCAGUCCCAUACAAUCAUAAUCCUGACAACGCAGCCACUUCGGACGGUAUUACAUAGUCCGAGCCAAUCCUGGCGGCUAGCUAAAUGGUCUGUCGAGUUGAGUGAAUACGACAUCGAGUUCCGGACUCGAACCUGUGCUAAGGCGCAAGUGCUGGCUGAUUUUUUGAUCGAACUCCCACUAGCCUCUUCGGUUAGCGAUAAUGUUGCAGCCCCAUGGAUGUUGUAUGUUGACGGCGCCUCUUCCAAAUCGGGGGCGGGAAUUGGGGUCCGCCUUACUUCUCCUACCGGCGAAGUGAUUAAGCAGUCAUUUCGCUUGGCUUUCAGUGCAUCCAACAAUGAAGCCGAAUACGAAUCCUUUCUUGCUGGCUUACGCCUCGCAGUGGGGAUUGGUAUCCGCAAACUUCGAGCUUUUUGCGAUUCGCAGCUGGUCACCAACCAGUUUUUGGGGGAAUACGAGACAAAGGAUGGUCGUAUGGAGGCUUACCUGUCCACAGCUCGGGAGUUAGUCGCUAAGUUCGAGGAGUUCGAAAUCACUAAGAUCCCACGAAGUGAGAACUCCGCUGCGGACGCUUUACCAUCUUUGGCAUCCACUUCGGAUCCCGCGAUGACAAGAAUUAUCCCCGUCGAAGAUAUUCAGUUUCCAAGUAUUCGACUAGAGAGCUCAAACGUUGUCACCCGGGCGAUGAAAAAACAGUUGGCUGCUGAGGAGGCAGCUCGUAAAGCGGCUGCGGACUCUUUACCCUCGGAAGAUCCGGCUCCCGUUAUGCCUACUCCGAUGGACGUUCACCCACCUCAAGCUGAGCUAGACGCGAGUUCAACUCCGGAAUCAUUGAGCUCACCAGUUGACAAUCAAGCUGUUAUCCCACAUGCUACUCCGGGCGGCACGAAUUCUAACAGCUGGGGGGCAGAUGACUGGCGGAGCCCGAUCUGGGCUUACCUGGAAAAAGGGGAACUCCCAGCCGACAAAUGGGCAGCCAGGAAGCUCAAGGUCGUCAGUGCGCGGUACUGCGUUCACAACGGAAUGCUUCUACGCCGAAGUGUAGCUGGUCCUUAUCUAACUUGUGCGGCUGGUAGAGAACCCGCGAUGCUAAUGCGAGCUAUCCACGAUGGUCCCAAUGGGAAUCACUCCGGAGGUUGGACUCUGGCUUUCAAAAUCAAACGGCACGGUUACUUCUGGCCUACCAUGGUCACGGACUGCGAUAAAUAUUAUCGGGCUUGUGAGAAGUGUCAGAAGCACGCCCCAUCAAUUCAUCAACCCACCGAGCUCCUAUCUUCAGUGUCCGCACCUUACCCAUUCAUGAGGUGGUCGAUGGAUAUCAUCGGUCCAUUACUUCGAGGACCAGGAGGAGUCCAGUACGUGCUCGCUCUUACUGACUAUUUCUCCAAGUGGUUGGAAGCGGCAGCCUAUGCGAAAGUAACAAGUGACGAAGUAGAGCAGUUCGUACUAAAAAGUAUAAUCUAUCGCUACGGGGUUCCCCACGAAAUCGUCACGGACAAUGGUCCGCAGUUCAUCUCCUCGAUGUUCGAAGAGUUCUGCGCGAAGUGGAAGAUUCGACUCAAUAAGUCAACUCCUCGUUACCCGCAAGGUAAUGGGCAGGCCGAGGCGAUGAAUAAGGUUAUUCUUGCUAACUUGAAGAAACGGCUCGACUCUCACAAAGGGCGCUGGCCAGACGAGCUGCAAGGCGUUCUUUGGGCAAUUCGAACAACACCUCGCCGGGCCACUAGUGAAACACCUUUCUCCCUGGUCUACGGAGUCGAUGCCGUAGUCCCAGCUGACAUAGAGGUCCCUGGAGUCCGUACCUCGCUGAACCCACUCCGAGCUGAGGAAAAUGAGGAGUUCNGAGUUCUGCGCGAAGUGGAAGAUUCGACUCAAUAA